CGCGUUCGGAGCCAGGCUUUGCCCUGAGAGGCAUCCCGGUCUCCGCGCUGCUGCUCUCGACGCCUUCUCGGUUGGGCCCCCUCCUCACCGCAGCCUUUCCUUCCCACAGGCCCUUAGCCUCUCCCGUAGCCAAGCAGCACACCUUACAAGAUCAUGGUGCUGGACAUCCAAACAACAGAAUGAGCUGCUUCAGAGUGUGGAUUAGCUAUUUCCUGAAUAAUGGAUGAUGAUGACUUUGGAGGAUUUGAGGCAGCAGAAACCUUUAAAGAUGGAAGUGGUGAACCACAGACUACUUCUCCUGCUAUUCCUUGGGCAGCAUUUCCUGCAGUAUCUGAAAUCCAUAUGCCUCAAACAGUUUCUGCUGAAAUUCUUCUGGAGCAACCUGUCACUUCCUCCUGCUUGGAUUCUUCUCAUGUAGCUGUUUCUUCAGUUGAUGAUAUUCGGUUAGAUAGUCAACCUUCAAACAGCGUUUUAAAUUCAGAUGAUCUGAAAAAGCAGACUCCAUUAUCAACCUCUCCCUCAUUGGAAGUAGCGGUUUCCUCUUUGAAUCUAACUGAAGAUUUAGAAGCAGUGACAGAUGAGAAUGGUGAUGAAGAAUUGGGAUUGAAUGAUUCAGACAAGCAUUUUCAACAAACUCUUUCAACUCUAGAAGUUAAACUUAAGACAGCUGAUGAUGAAAAAUGUAGAAUAAAACAGGAGUUAAAAGAUCUUUUGGGAAAAUACGAAAUUUUGGAAACAAAUUUUCUCAAAGAAAAUGAAGAUAAAUUAAUUUCACACCAGGAAGAGUAUGACAAGAUUCAGGAAAAGCAUAAACUUGAGUUAGAAGACUUGAGGAGGGCUGGUCACGAAGCCUUAACUAUUAUCGUAGAAGAAUUCAAGGCCUUACUACAAACUGUAGUUCAACUGCGUGGAGAAGCCAUUGAAAAGCAGUAUGUAUCUGCAAUUGUAAAACAGGCACAGAAGUGUGAAGGACUGCUUCUUGCUCAGCAUCAAAAACUUAUUGAUAUGUUGGACAAGGAGUGUGAAGUUCUGGGUAAAAAAUCAGAAGAGUCUUUGUUUCAGCAGUUUCAGAAAUACAAGGAAAUAUUGGAAAAUUGUAUGGAAACUGAAAGGAAAACCAAUGAGGAAGCCUUGGCAGCUGCUAUAAAGAUUGAAAAAGAGGAGAUGCAAGCUUCAGUUAUGACAGCAAUAAAAGCAGAGAGGGAGAGCAUGGAAAAACUUCACGCAGAAGAAAGGGAAAUAUGGAAAGCUGAGCGGAAAAAAGAUCAUAAAGAGAUUGCUCAAGCUAUUGAAAAUGCAGUCCAAGAAGAAAGACAAUGCAAUGAGGCAACCGUAAAGGCAGUACUCAUCGAACAGCAACAGAAAUGUGAGAAAGCUAUAGAGGAAGCUGUGCAACAAUCCAGAAAAGAAUUAAUGGAAUAUAUCAAAGAACAGAAAAGGCUUGAUCAAGUUAUCCGUCAGCGUAGCCUAUCCAGUUUGGAAUUGUUCCUUUCUUGUGCACAGAAACAGGUAAACUCCUUAUUAAAUGAAGAAUAUACUGCAACAGUUACGGAACAAGAUAAAACGUCACUUUAAGAUGACAGAAGUGUCCACACUAAAUGCUGGAGGUAAUUUCUUUGAGAUGAUUGGAAUCGCAUUAAUAAUUCAGAAUGAGCUCAGUGAUCUCAUUUGUUGAUUUUCAGUUUUGCAAUGCUGUCAACAAGACAAAUGGCCUUAUGAAAUUUAGUCAAAUGAGGUAUUUGAAGAUAAUGAAUUUAUUGAUGCGCUGCUUCCACAUAAUUUCAAUAAUAAUUGCAGUAAUUGCUAAGUCCUAGUUAAGUAUAAAAUUCAUUAAAUAGAAGUUCUUUGAUGUCCUCAUUUUCAACACUAAAUAUAUUUAUCAGAGUGCUGUAUGGCUGUAGUAAACUAUGCCAUACAAGUUUGACUUCAAACAAAAGGUGGAAGGAAUAAUCUUCACUAACGGAAAUACAGUCAAAAACAUAGGUUCUGAUCUUAAAUGUUUGUUUGUUCUUCAGGAAUAGUAACUGAGAUGUAAGCUUUUUUUCUUAAAACUCCAUUAAUUGAGAAAAAAAACAAAGCUCCCAAAAUGUUCUUAGGAGCAUAGAACUAGUACUGCAGAAAUUUGGAUUCCUGACAUUUUAAUUUGAAAACAUUAGCCACACAUUCAGAAAUGCUACCUGGAAGUGAAUCCUAUUGUAUUCAGAGAGGCUUAUUUUCUCAAUAGGUUUUGGAUUAAAAUCUUACUUUAUGCAAGGAGACUCUGAAGGUUGAUAUGACAGUGGAGACUGUAUUCAAAGUCUUGAGUAGAGUCUGAAAGUCUGUUGGUUCCUUUUUUUUAGAAUCAAAUCAAAAGAUAAAGUGUCUUUUAAGAUUUUCAUAACUUUUUUUACAUGUAUAAAUGGUAUGGUUUCUUGAGAAAUCAUCAUGGAGUUAUUGUCAAUGCAAUUAUAAGUUGAUCCAAUAUUCACAUACCUAUCUUAAACUGUCCUGCAUUUAGCAAUAAAUACUAUUUCCAACAAUAAAAUGUUAUUAAUUUACACAUUGGAA
Molecule: messenger RNA, 2547 nt
Organism: Anolis carolinensis (green anole)
Lineage: Eukaryota; Metazoa; Chordata; Lepidosauria; Squamata; Anolidae
Gene: ccdc91
Product: coiled-coil domain containing 91
Exons: 14
Coding region: 220-1575 (451 amino acids)
Biological process (GO): Golgi to lysosome transport
Cellular component (GO): trans-Golgi network
Source: RefSeq, a predicted model, not a curated record